This is a messenger RNA of Sycon ciliatum, 1445 nucleotides long. Its product is annotated as protogenin B-like. NCBI's taxonomy places the organism in Eukaryota, Metazoa, Porifera, Calcarea, Leucosolenida, Sycettidae. The record is from RefSeq and is a predicted model, not a curated record. Gene Ontology annotation, biological process: cell-cell adhesion. The transcript has 7 exons. Gene Ontology annotation, molecular function: protein binding. The coding region runs from base 27 to 1445 and encodes 472 amino acids.
GUAGAGGUGGCUGGGUUCAGUUUGCAAUGGACCUGCGUGGUAGAUCAAGCUACGACGGACCCACAGAUUUUUACAUUUUUCCAGGCACAUCAUCAGCACGUCUUCCCACUUUGACAUGUAAAAUCGUAUGUUUCACCAUUCGGUCAAUGGGGCCUCUUGACCCACCUCUGUCGACAGCGUUCUGGUACUUCAACAACGCACCUGUUCAAGACAAUGCAUUGUUCAGGAUUGAACAGUAUGACAGAGACCUUCGCGCUGGAAGUCCCAAUGCUAUAGUAUACACCAGACAGAUGCACUGGCCAGCAACUAUCACUCAAUCUAUGGUCGGCACGUAUGAAUGCGGCUUUCGACGGCAAGGAGUACUUUCUUCGAGGACCACUGCAACUUUACAUGUUCCCAUUGUUCCAUACAUUACAUUCAUCAGUGGAUCCAUGACUAUCGUGUCCACAUCAUGGCAGGUGGGAUCAAUUGCCUUGGUGUGCAGAGCAAACGGCACGGGACCAUUGAAUAUGACGUGGACUAAGAAUGGAAGAAUACUACCAGCAUAUAAUGGUGCAAAUGGUUGGACACGUAAGCUAGGUGAUUACCUAAGUGUGGACGACUCAGGGAUAUAUACUUGUACAGUAUCUACACCCUUUGGAACUGCUUCAAAACAACUGACCAUCCUAGUACAAGAUAUUCCCAGGUUUCUUGUUGCCCCUAGACCCGCACUCAUUGUCCAGGAUACCCUAAGCGCAACUUCGGUCACUCUCAAUCUUCAAUCACCAUCAUUCAAAGGAAAUCUAAUUGUCACAAGUUAUAAAGUCAUUUGUAAACCAGAUGAAGAGUACAGAUCUUAUGUGAAGGACACUGUUCAAAGUGUUCCACUCAAUACUGUCACAAUUAUUGGACUUCAACCAGCCACCAAGUACACCUGCUGGUAUCAUGCAGAAAAUGCUGCUGGUCCAAGUGGUCCAAGUCCCAGCCUAAGACUGGAGACUCCCGAAUCAUCGGCUGCGGCACCCCAAGGCCUCACUGCUGUCUCAACAUCCCCGGGUCAUGCGACGAUAGGGUUUAAGCCAAUGCCACCUGCUCUUUCCCAUGGUACUCUCAUUGGCUAUGAGAUUAGUUACGAUGCAGUUGGGUGUAACAAAGUAGAAGAUUGUCAAUGUCAACUCUACAACUGUUCUCUGCACGGAUCUAUUCGAGUUCAUGAAAGUUGGGUCAGCAACUCAAUUUCACUAUCUGGCUUGCGACAUUUUACACAGUAUCAGAUUACUGCUGCAGCCAUUAAUGGAGUGGGUCUUGGUGUUAAAGCAAGGAGGUGGCUCAUAACUCAGAAGCCAGCCCCAGGACCAGUGAGGAAUUUGACAGCCAUACCCAUAUCAAGCUCUGCACUGCAGGCAAGAUGGCAAGCACCAGAAACAACUUACGGUGAGUAUUGUUUUCAAGAGCAUGGUCUGUAG